GAUGUGGAAGGCACCCAGUGGCCAAACCAUUAGCAUAGCGUAGCCUGAAUUUGCAGAAGAAAGGCCACACGACAUUAGUGGAAUCACCAAUUUGAAUUUAACUAAACCGACGCAUCCACUCAUGAAAGGUUGAAAAGGUUGUCUUCCCUUCUCUCCUUAAACAACACUUCAAAAGCAUUCUGUGCCUUCGUUUCUUCUCAGUUAACGAUGGGCACCCAAAGUAGCAAAUCCGCAGCUGCUUUCAUUCUUAUCGUUGCAAUUCUGAGUUUGUGCUUUGUUUAUUCCAAAGCAAAGCUUCAGAAUCUCCAGCAUCCACCCAAACCAAAUGGGGAUGGGUCUCUUAGCUUCUUGGUAGUUGGAGACUGGGGUAGAAAAGGACAUUAUAACCAAUCUCUUGUCGCUUUUCAGAUGGGUGUAGUUGGAGAGAAAUUGGAUAUUGAUUUUGUAAUCUCAACGGGGGAUAACUUCUACGACAAUGGAUUAACAGGAGUGCAUGAUCCAGCCUUUGAAGAAUCAUUCACCAAAGUAUACACAGCACCCAGCUUGCAGAGGAAAUGGUACAACGUCUUGGGAAAUCAUGACUACAGAGGCAAUGCCAAAGCGCAAAUAAGCCCCAUCCUUAGGUACAGAGACUCUAGAUGGAUUUGCUUCAGAUCAUAUGUUGUCAAUUCAGAAAAUGUAGACUUUUUCUUUGUAGACACAACUCCUUUUGUCAAUAAAUACUUCAUUGACAGACAAGGCCAUAACUAUGAUUGGAGAGGAGUAUUACCCAGGAAGCGUUACAUUUCUAAACUUCUCAAGGACGUGGAUUUGGCACUAAGACAAUCAACAGCGACAUGGAAGGUAGUGAUUGGCCAUCAUACGAUCAAAAGCGCGGGGCACCAUGGAGACACCCAAGAACUUGUAUUAUAUCUCCUUCCACUUCUUCAGGCCAAUAACGUUGAUUUGUACAUAAAUGGACACGAGCAUGGCUUGGAACAUAUAAGUAGCCUUGACAGUUCAAUUCAACUUUUGACAAGUGGUGGUGGGUCGAAGGCAUGGAGGGGUGACGUGAAAUGGAGGAAACCAGAGGAGAUGAAGUUUUACUACGAUGGCCAAGGCUUCAUGUCCGUACAAAUUUCUCAAUUUCAGCUUCAAAUAGCUUUCUAUGAUGUCUUCGGCAAUGUCAUGAACGAAUGGAACACCUGCAAACAUGUCUACUCUGACAUGUAAUAUGUUGACUAAAUAAAAUGAUUUUGCGUAUGUAUAUCCUAAUUAAGGUUGAGGGGUAUAUAUCAUAUGUUUUACUUUCACAAGGUAAUCUCUUCUCAUCUAAACUUUUCAAUGUAAAUAAUAAGCAUCAAUUAUUGCCCAGUUUUUCUUUGUUUUUUUAGAUAUUACAUUACUGGAAAUUGUGGCAUAUUUAGGCUGCUUGAAUGUUAUAAGAGAAUGAAGUAUGUGUGUGUAUGUAACGACAUGCAGAUGCAUAUAUAAAGAAUGCUCAUCUAUUCAUCU
Molecule: messenger RNA, 1494 nt
Organism: Abrus precatorius (Indian licorice)
Lineage: Eukaryota; Viridiplantae; Streptophyta; Magnoliopsida; Fabales; Fabaceae
Product: purple acid phosphatase 3-like
Exons: 7
Coding region: 208-1212 (334 amino acids)
Molecular function (GO): acid phosphatase activity; ferric iron binding; ferrous iron binding
Source: RefSeq, a predicted model, not a curated record